AUGUCUACACUAGAUAUUCCUCAAUUAGCAGCACUACUACAGUCUACCAAAGUGAAGGAUAAAAAUGAUGCUCUAACACAACUUGAAAUUAUAUCGACCUCACGAUGGAGACUACCGCUGAAACAGUUGCGAAUUUUAACAAGUGCUGUGUUCCAAUUGAUCGAGUAUGAGUCGCAACAAUUCAUAAACAAUAAAUCCACAACACAAGCAUCAGCAGCUUCUCGAUUGAAUAAGGCUAGCUACUUUUUGAGGCUAUUAGUUGAGAGAUCAAUCUCAGAUCAACUAAGCCUAAAGUCUAAAUUCUAUCUCGAAAUAUGCUUCACAAUUAAAAGCCUAUUCUAUAUACAAAACCAGCCCUUGGGUCCAUGUUCUAUUGAUUUUUCCAUAAUCCUAUCCGCUAUAUUGGGGAUCGGCUAUGUUAAUGAGCAUCUUAGUGGUAAGGAUUGGUUCGACAUUUAUGCGUUCCUUGUGACUGCUGCUGAUCGAUCAUUGGAAGAUAUAACACAACCCAUGCAAUUUGGUGGCAUAAAUGAAAAAGCUUUGACAGAAAUUUGGACUGCAUUGCAAAAUCUACUUGAAUGUGAUAGCUCAUCUAGCAGUCUUCAGUUAUUUGAAAAUGAAGCAUAUUUCAGACUAUUGCCUGUGUUAAACAAGACAAUCGACGCCUUCAAGAAAGAGAAUCCAAUUCACAUCACAAUUUUUAAGAUCCUCAACAAACUUAUAAUCUCACUAGCCACUACUGAUUUAAAAUUUGUCAACAAAUUGAUUGCGUUGGGCAUCAAGUUGAUGGUAGCAUGUCAUAAACCACGCUGGGAGAAGCUUCAAGAUCAGUUUUUGAUCUUUUUAAAUGUUCCAACGACUCAUAAUUUUAUGUACUUAGAUCACUUGCCUAAGCUUGUAGGAGGAUCUGAGAUUGAGUUAUCAUUCCUUUCUGAAGACUCUAUCGAAACACAAGUGAAUGUUGAGAAUGACUCUAAGCUAUUAUACAAUUUGGAAUUGCUCAUUGUUGAAUUACUUAAUUAUUUGCUUGCACUACCUUCAGACUUGUCUGAAUCUAUUGGUCUCCUUGAUUCCAAUAGCAAUGUUGACUGGUUCAAUCUUCGUACUAUAUUCUUAAAUGGCGCGGAUUGUCGACAUUGGUUAUAUACAACAGCAACGACAAAAUUGAUGAAAACUUACUUUGAUGUGAAGAAAAGUAUUCUGCUUUUGCAGGAUACCAAUAGACCUGGCAGAAGUUAUUUCACUGAUAUCAUUUUCAAUAACUUGGUUUCCUCAUAUAGCAUGAUUGAUUUUUGCAGUUCUCUUGUCCUGUAUCGAUCAACUACCGAGUUCCAUUUGUUGAGCUUAAUUUUGAUGACGUUUUAUCUCGAACUUGAGACACCUUCGAAACCUGAGCGGAGAUCAUUGCAGAAUGAAGAAUACGUUGGCGCCAGUGAUGGGAUAAAUACUACAUUCGACUUCACUAUAUCAGCAAUGGCAGAAACACAAGAUUUACCAGGGUUUUUACAAAGCAUGCUAAAAACAGUAGAUUAUCAAUCUGGAUAUUUCUGGCUAAUGUUAUUGGCACGAUCCGUUUCCGUUUCAAAUCAAGUGAGUUUUCAAAAACUAAGUUUAGGAAAGAAAACUGACCACCUUCGGCUGAUCAUAAAGUUGGCAUUAAAUGGUGUAAACAAACCAUGCAAUUAUCUUGCGUGCAAUUUGAUUUCCCAAUUAGUGUUGCGGCGUGAUUUUAAAUCCAGUAAAAUUGCUGACGAUGCGAUAGUUACACAAUUGGAAUCAAUAAUCGACUUUCCUGGUGUGAAUGGGCCAUCCAUCCAUAAUGAAAGCUUUGGAUUUUGGUACGCAGUCAACAAACUAUGCGUCGACCUCAACAUCAGGAAGAAAAAUAUUUUGUUCAGAAAGAUUGAUGAAUGGUUGUGUGAAAAGUGGGAUGCUGCAUCCGCCACAGGAAUACUUAUCCAAUGCCGCAUCGACGAGUUUGUAUACUGGAUGUCGGGCUACACUCCCAUAUUCGAUCGAAAAAUUGAACACAGAAAUGUUAAUGAAGGAUUAUUCAGGAUACCGAUGGAUUUACAAAUGUUCCAGCAACAAUUGGAGUCAUUUAUUGCUUUGGCACAAAAGACUGAAGAAACGGAAGAAGAUCCAUAUGGUAUUACUCCCAUCAUGUUUGAAACACAUUCUAAUUUUUGGAGCAAGAUUGUCUCCACAUUCAGUAAAUUAAACACUGAGCCAGUUUCAUACGAAAAGCUUUUUAGAUGGUUGGUUACUCUACUGAAAUUGUUGCUGAAAAUGUCUCAUAUUUUGCGCGAACAUGAUCUUUGGGACACUUUAAAAUAUCAAAUGAGUGUGGGUCUUGAAGCAUUUUUAACCUUUGACAUGUCAGUUGAGGAAGCCUUUAACAUUAUGCGCAUGAUAGUGGACCACUCAUCGGAGGGUGUAGGCGAGGUGGACAACUUCCUUACUAGGGUUCCAUUUGACAAAUUACUUUGUUCCGUUGUAUCUAGUUUUCAAUUACAAAACAAGCAAGUGAAGAGACCAUUCAGUGAUGAAGAUACAGAAUUUUCAGCGGUUAGAGAAAGCAGCGUAACUCUGGAAUCUACUGCAACUACACGCAACGGCUGUCAUGAUUAUAAUUACUCACCGAUUGUUGACCUCAUGAAAUUCAAAGUGUUGCAGUUACGUGUCUCAGGGAACAGCGAAAUGGAGGUUUUAUCUCUGUUGGUUUCAUUUAUUGAAAACUUCAACAACGACAGCUUUUUGUUGGCUUUGUUGUACAUUAUUGACGAGCAAUUACCAAGGAUAGAUUACAUUGAUCAGAAAUCACCUUUGAUAAAAUUGUUACGAGUAUUGGGGGAUCGAGCUCUUUCAGACCAGGUACUAGAGCGCAACGAAAUGGUUUUGGUGAUAGUUUCGCGUACGCUUUCUCAUUUAAUUCCAUUAAUUUCACCCUCAGCUGAUGAUGCAUUGUACCGAGACUGUUUUGACAUUGUUCAAUGGCUCUACAUGUUGGGAAACAAAAACUACAUCACCACUGAAACUUCACUUUUAGACUACAUUAAAUUCUUGAUCAUUUUUAUGCAACAUAACAAUGAAAUGAUUAUUUCACAGGUAUCGCUAAUGGAAGAGACCUAUCUGAAGUUCUCUAAAUCAACUAAUAUGAUGAAAUCAAAGAUAAUUGAUGAUUUUUCCAAAUUUAUUCGAAAUUGUGAGACUUUCAAACAGAGAGAAAUAUACUCAAAAUUGUUUGACUACUUUGUCACACCUCAGUCUUCUGUUGAACGUGGAGCAACGUACGUUUAUUUCUUUUCCCAUUUGGCUGCAUCGUCUCCUACAAUAUUAAGGUUGGCAUUGUUCAAUUUAACUGAGUGCUCUAGGUUUGAAUCUUUUGUGCCUUACUUGAAACCAGGCUUCGAAGAGCUUUGUUUCAAAUGUAACUUGCCAAGUCUGUACACACUAUUUGCUUCAGUCAAGUUGGACUUACUUCGAAGAUGGUGGUUUUUCGAUACUAUAAAAACGUUUCCGUUUUUAUUGUUCAAUUAUGACAGUUUAUCUACAUUCUUGAGUGAAAACUAUCGUGAAAUCACCGCAGUUGUCGUUUCAACAAAGUCAAAAACAGAAACAGACUUUAGAACAGACAAAUGUUCAAUUGAUCUUUUAUCGAUAAUUGCUAGUGUGAGAAACAUUACUCCAGAGACGCUAGUCGGUGAAAGCUUGUCAUUAAUUAUCCCGUUGUCUUACACAAAAAAUGGAAUUAAAAAUCGUAGUUUUGAAAUUUUGAUGGACUACGUGGGUGAUUUCAAGCAUGAAGUGAAGCAUCAACUCCCUGUAAUUAUCUUAGAGACCAUAAAGAGACUUGAUGUUUCAAACGAAGUCGAAAUCACAAGACUACUUCCAAGAACCAGUUUUGUAUCGCAAUUGAUUAAUCAAAAUUACAGAGCCGAAAGCAAUAACUCCGAAGUCGUUGUGCCCAUGCAUCCUGGUAUUGAAUUGAUCAACAAAAUGGUGGAGAAGUAUCAUACAGAGAAAUCCUUCUUUUGGUCAACAACAAUGAUAUACUUUUUCAUCAGAAGAAUUGGAAUGUUAUUGUCUGGCAAUUACGAUUUGGACACAUCAAUAUUUGAGUUACGUCGAAUUAAAUUGGUUAUUAUUAUGGGUGGAGAAAAUGCAUUCUCGAUGGACAUCGUUAACUUGCUCGUGAAAACAUUAACACCAUUGAUGGAGAAUAAAGAGGUCGUGGUCACUCGCGAAGUUUACCGCAUUCUUGCUACUUUUGGAAAUAUACUUCAUGUUGAGUCUGAGCAUUCUAAUGGUUUGAAGACGAUUUUGCCUCUACUAAGUUCACUUGUGCUGCAACCUCCACUUGCUGGUGAUGACCUGUAUCAAAAGCUAGUUGAAAAGUUGAGCGACUAUGCGAACAUUAUUCAAAGACUUGAAGAAGUGUCUUCUGGAAAGAAGGUGAUAAUAGCUGCUAUCAGACAGUUGAAAGGUGAUCAAUCUUCAUUACAAAUUACUGACAUCGAGGAAUUUUUGAGCGAAAAAGUUGAAUACAGUGCUAUUGUUGUUGCAUCAAAGAUGUUUUCAUGUGUGGUCGAUCCAGAGGUGAUUUCAACAAAACUUCCAAUGUUGAGAAAUAUACUUGCUCUAAGUAACGACCAGCUUUCUCACUUAACACAGCAAUUCAAACUUUGGAUAGCAAAGUGUUUAUCAAAGUAUUACUUUGAGACGAGAUCAAUAAAUGUUAUGGAUUUGCUUCAAACAGAGGAAUACGAUGGUUUUGACGAGCAUCACUUGAAUCUGGAUUGGUCAUUCUUUGAUCUACCGAUGAGGAUCCUCGUUAAAUACUCUGUGGAAGGAGACUAUUACGAAGCUGCCUCCGCGGAGUCAGUAUUGGGAGUUCUUUUUGAUAUGGAAAAGGAAGACCCGGCCAUUUUAUCACAUAUUGUAAACGUGGAACCAAUUUACAUUUCUAUGUCAGGAUUUAUUCAGCGAAUAAAGCUUCAGGCCUGUGUAUUACUAAAUGAUGAGCCCAAUAACGCUAUAGCUGACACGUCACUCUGCAGGUUAGUCGAAAACUUUGAUUUGUUUUUUGAUCUCAAUCAGAGCGACUGGAGUUCAAAGAUCUGUUUGGCAAUUCUCAAAGAAGUUGCCACAUUUAGCGUCAUCGGAUCAGUUAUGAGUGUUUUUGUUGUUAAGGUACCAUCAUUUGCUUCGAAAACAAUAUCAUCGUUAGUCUGCUUUUAUCUCAAUUUUGCGAGAACAAAAGGGGAGGGUACCAUCAUUGCUAUGUUGAAUAGCUUCGCAAAAUUGAAGCAUAAAAAGAUAGAAGCAAUUAAGACUUUUGUUGGGAUCUUGUUGAGUGUAAGAAUUGCUUCAAAAACAUCCACUAAUCCAUCCUUUACAAAUGUUUAUGCAAGGGUGGAUGUACUUCGAUAUUAUGAACUAGCAACUGCGUGUAAGAUGUAUAAAUCAGCGUUACAGUUAUUCGAAGAUGUGUUUUGCGAUACGAGGUCAUCAGUGUUACUCGAAAGUCAAUAUCUGACAUUACAAAAUGUUUAUGAGGGUCUUGAUGACACAGAUUUGAUUUACGGUCUUCCAGAGAAAACUAGCUUAGAUCACUGUUUGAAUCUGAAGUUCCGGUUAGGCGCUUCUGAUGUUCAAUUUCAGUAUAGUAGUGGGUAUUUGGAUGCCAGUUUGAAAUUGAAUGCCCCUCUUUUAGACGGGUUUUCUUCUAUGAUGUCAAAUGCUGGUAUGUUGGGUAUUUCGCUGAUAGUGAGUAAAAGCAUGGAUCAGUCUGCUACCGAAAACGAAACGUAUGAGUGGAAUUGGAAAUUGUCAAAGUGGGAUCAGCCCAUACCUGCUAAUGAACAGAAUGAACAUCAGCUGAUAUACAAGGUAUUGAAACAAAUUCAUGACUUUCCUCGGAAUGGGGAAAAUGCUUGUCGUGAGUCGCUUUUGCGACUAAUGAAUGUUCAUACAAGAGGCGACUAUGUGGGCGUCAAAGACAUACGAGAAAAUUUCAUGGACUGGCUAAGAUCAUUGGCUUCAGUUACUGCCAUCGAAGAUACAAUCAACGGCACUUCGUUGUCAAAUUUGGAUGAAGAGUUUCCUGAUUUUGAAAAGUUUGAAAAUAUCAUUUCGGCAAAGCAGACAAGCUUUCAAAUAUUAGCUGAGCAACCACCUUCUCAUACUCCUAGUGAUAUGCUCUGGACAUUAUCUUUGAAAGAAUUGGUUUUGUAUAACAACCUAGCGAGGAUAAACAAUGAGCAACAAAAGAUGAUAUCAUCAACUGUUUUGAUCGAUAAUAUUUGCAAAAGGUUACAGAAUUCCCAAAGUGCGUUGCAUCAGAACUUGUCGCAUUUAGCGCUGUUCCAACUAGCACAGUCAAUGUGGAAGCAAGGAGUUACUAAUGUUCCAGUUUCAAUAUUGAAAGAAUUAUAUAACGCAGGUGGAGUUGAUAUCUACGACCAUGAAUUGAGGGUGGAUAAGUUUAUGAUUAAAGCAAUGAUGAUAGAAUGGAUGUCUGAAUCGCGUCAGGAAUUGUCGUCGAAUUUGAUGGAGAAUCACGUAUUGCCGACGGCGGAAAAGUCUUUGAGGUUGGAUGAUCAAGUACAACAAUCGAGAAUAUUCCGACUUUUAGCUCAAUUUUGUGAGACUCAAUACAAAUCUAAGUCACUUAGAGAACAAAUUGAAAUAUUAGAGAAACGGGUAUAUGAAAAGGAAACUGAGAUUGGAGAAUUGAAAACUCAUUACAGCUCCUCGCAACUCUCUUCUGAGGAGAAGCGAUCAGUCAAUAAAUUUUAUUCCAAGCUAAAAGUCCAAUAUAAAGCUGAGUGUACGGAUUUAGAGUACGCUAGAGCUAGUAGAGAACAGUCCGUGGUCAAAGCAAUUGAGUAUUAUUUGCUAACAAUGACUGUGAGCGAUUUCCCUGAGGAAGAUUUAGAUAAGUUUUGCGCCUUGUGGUUAGAGCAAUCAAACGAUGACAAACUUAAUGAAAAAAUUGGGCAGAAGCUUCUAUUGUUGCCUACCCACAAGUUGUUAAGUUGGUGUGCUCAAUUAAUCUCGAGAUUGACAAAAGAGACAACGAAAUUUCAGUCUAUUUUGAAACAAUUGAUAUUGCGAAUGUGUGAUGAUCAUCCUUAUCACACUUUGUAUUUGUUAUUCUCAUUGAAGAAACAUAAACAAUUGGCGCAGAAGGAUGCUAACCCCUUGCUUAUUUCCAAGGCUGUUGCAGCUGAAACAUUAUGGGGAGAAUUAAUGAACCGCAAUUCAGCCUAUGUGCAUGAUAAACUAAAUCCCAUUCAAACCUUUAGCGAGGAAUGCAUACGAUUAGCUGAGUUUAAAGUGCCAAGGGGCAAAACUAUCAACUUGGAGAAGCUAAGUGACUUUUCUUCUUUUUGGUUGUAUAACUUGCCCCGUAUCCCACCUCCCACAAAGUCCCUUAAAGUUGAUAGUACCAAAUCUUAUCUGAACAUUCCUGUCAUGUGGAAGAUCGAGAAGAAAAUUGCAACUACUUCAACAGGUUUGAGUUUACCCAAAAUUGUUAGAUUUGUUCUCUCUGAUGGUUCUACACAUGUAAUGUUGAUGAAGCAUGGAACUGACGAUCUUCGUCAGGACUCUAUUAUGGAACAGGUGUUUGAUAAAGUUCAAAAUAUAUUCACGAGAGACAAGGAGUGUAGCAAGAGAGGUUUAGCCAUAAGGACCUACAAUGCCGUUCCACUUGGUCCAAGAUCAGGUGUGAUAGAAUUUGUGCCGAAUUCAACAUCGUUUUUGGAUGCGAUACUGCCUUAUCAUGCCAAAUAUGAUAAAAUGAAGAUUGAAAAAGCCAGAGAUAUCAUGCGACAAUGUCAGAAUCAAGAUAAAAUUGAAAGGCUUCAUGAGUAUCAAAGAAUUGAAGCUAAAAUCAAACCUGUCUUGCAUUUGUUCUUUCAGGAUUACUUUCUCACCCCUGACAAGUGGUUUGAUAGUAGAGUAAAGUAUACACACGGUGUGGCAACCACCUCCAUAGUUGGCCAUAUACUAGGUUUGGGAGACAGACAUUGCAACAACAUUCUACUCGACAAGCGUAGUGGGGAGCCAAUACACAUUGACCUUGGUGUAGCCUUUGAUCAGGGAAAACAAUUGGCGAUACCGGAAACUGUUCCCUUUCGAUUAACACGAGAUGUAGUUGAUGGUUUUGGUGUAACUGGGGUUGAAGGUGCUUUUAGGAAAUCUUGUCAGCACACCAUGAGAGUUUUGAGAGAAAAUCGGGACCACAUUAUAUCAAUCUUGGAUGUGCUAAGAUGGGAUCCGUUGUAUUCAUGGACCUUGUCACCGAUCAGGAAGAAGCGAUUGCAGGAAGAGGAGGCUAGACUGGGAAUACAACCUGAGCAAGAUGGUUCAGAAGCGGGACGUGCAGUACUAGCAGUGUCUGAUAAAUUGAUUGCCAAUGGCUUGAGCACUGAGGCAGUUGUACGAGAGUUGAUUCAAGAGGCAACAAGCUCCCAAAAUUUGUCAUUGCUAUACUUUGGGUGGUGUCCAUUUUACUAG
Messenger RNA from Lodderomyces orthopsilosis Co 90-125, 8526 nucleotides. RefSeq names its product DNA-binding protein kinase (gene TEL1). Gene Ontology annotation, biological process: DNA repair; telomere maintenance; protein phosphorylation. Gene Ontology annotation, cellular component: nucleus. Lineage: Eukaryota; Fungi; Ascomycota; Pichiomycetes; Serinales; Debaryomycetaceae. Gene Ontology annotation, molecular function: protein binding; protein serine/threonine kinase activity. The transcript has a single exon. The record is from RefSeq and is a predicted model, not a curated record. Bases 1 to 8526 code for a protein of 2841 amino acids.